Peronospora matthiolae is the source of this 2526-nucleotide messenger RNA. Lineage: Eukaryota; Oomycota; Peronosporomycetes; Peronosporales; Peronosporaceae. The record is from the annotation of a GenBank genome assembly.
AUGUCCGCUCUGCUGCGCUUUGCCGCGUCAGCACGUGUCUGUCACCCGUUCACCGCCCGCAGCGCCGUGACUGCGCGUACUGGGACGUGGACGCACUUUUACGACUCGCUCAAUGACUCGCUCCUGUCGCGCUCGAUUUCACAGAGCGCCGUCCUCAUGAAGCGCAAAGGCGGCGCGUCUGCGUUUGUCACGAAACCGUCGCGCUGGAACGUUAGCAAAGGAAACAAGAGCCACAACGCCCUAAGUACGAAACAGAAGUUGAAAAAAGAUGCAGCGCCGCAUCGUUCGCACGUUGAGCGCGCGCGCGACUUGAAGACCGCGCAGCGCGCAAACGAGCGCAACGCCAAAGAAUGGGCCACGCUCGAGCGCGACGACGAGCUGAACAAGGAGCUCGAUGCGGUGUAUGAGUACUUGGACCAGUCGGGUCCGCAAGGCGACUACGUGUACGAGCCGGAGCCCAGUCUCGUUGAUGUGGACCACGUUAACGCACUUGACAAACUCAACGCAAUCGCCAGCGGCAACUUGCACAUUCCAACCGUCAACUUCAACGUCAACGAAAACGAAAACGAAACAAUCGACGUGGCAGACGAGCCGCUACUAGGACAUGACCUUUCCGUCGUGGAUUAUAACUUUCUCUUGCGUGUGUACGCAGUAAAGGGCCUUCCCAACGAAGCGAACGCUUUGCUCGCCAGGAUGGAGCAGAACUUGCCGUCUCUUGCUGCCACCAAGACUGUCGUCGUGCCAGUCGAGCCGACAGACGGGACAGAGCUCGCGCUGUUGAACGCGCUCGAGCACGUGCCGCACGUCGUCCAGCCCGACGCCAAGUCGUACAUGCUGUACGCGACCGCUCUGGGCGUCGACGGCCAAGCAGCACGUGCCGUGCGCGUCAUUGGACGCAUGAAAGAGCGCGGCGUGAUGCCGACCGUGGCCGUGUACAACGCAGUGAUGCGUGCGUGUGCAAAGGCGGGACGCGUGCCGUGGGCGUACAAUGUCAUGGAGAAGAUGCAAGUGGCGGGGCUCGUGCCGGACCGCGCGUCGUUCACGAUCUUGAUGAACGCCGCCAUUGCUGAAGGCGAGCUGGACAAGGCGUUCGAGACGUUCCACUUGAUGCGGACGCACGUGGUCGAGCCGGACGAAGUGGCGUUCAGCUGUUUGAUCCACGGCUACGCACGGGAAGGACGCGUUGAGCGCGCGCUGAAUUUGCUGGAAGAUCUGCUCUCGUGUGGCCUCACACCGUCCCUCGUGACGUUUAAUACGCUCAUGAACGCGUGUGCCAAGUCGCACUAUUACGCGCACAAGGCGAUUGACUUUUACUAUGAAAUGCAAGAGCUGUACGACUAUACGCCGGACUUGUACUCGUACACGACGGUGCUGCACGCGUGCGCGAAGAACGGCGACUUUAUCCAGGCGGAGCAGAUUCUCCGGCACAUGGAGCGUCACCACGUUCCCAUGACGGAUUUCGUGUACAGUACGUUGUUUAACGUGUACGCUCGCGCUCAGAUUAGGGGGAUUGUGGACAAGGCGCCUCGCAACAUGAAGGCUCUGCCAAAGCCCAAGCCGGUGUAUCAGGAGCCUCUCGAGUAUGACGAUGAGGGCAAAGAAAUCGAUUUGACACGUCCAGGGAAGGAGACCUUUUCGCUCGAGAACGCCAACUACGACGGGAGUUUAGAUGACAGCGAUGAUGACGAAGAUGAUGAAGUAGAGGCUUACAAACUUAGUCCUGAGGCCCUGGCUCAAGUGGAGGAAAUGCGUCAACAGGACCAUGCUAAUCGUAAAGUGCCGGAGAAAACGAUUCAGUCGACAGAAGUGGUUAAAGUCGAGCAGGAUAUGGAAGUCUACGGCGAGCAAGACCGUUUGCUCUUUGCUGACAGCGAGGAGUCGCUGGAUUUUGAGUUGACGCCAAUGGAUCUUACAAACUUUGGCAAGUACCAGACGCUGAACAUCAAGCGUGCAGAGGUUCGUUUUCACGAAAUGACAUUCGAUAACGGUCUCCAGCCGUCUUUGAUCACGCUGAAUUCGAUGCUUGCCGUGUACUCCAAUGCAUUGCGUUUGCGCUCAGCCGAGACGUUUUUGACCGAGACGUUCCGCAAGUUCGAUCAUAAGCCAAACAAGUUCACGUACCGCUCUAUGAUGCAAAUGUACGUCCGUGCUAAGCGGACGACGCAGGCUGAGCAGUUACUGGAGCGGAUACGAUCUGAGAUUGAGAACGGAGAUCUGGAGGCAGAUGCGGUGACAUUUGGUUUCUUGGUGGAUCACUACGCGAGGAAACGUCUCGUACGACGCGCGCUGGCGACUCUCGAGGACGCUGACGCUCUAGGAUUGCAAAUGCAAGAGAAGCAUUUGAAGAAGAUACGUGUUUUGACGGAGAAGUAUGGUGUUUUCUCUGACCUCAUUCCAGAGGACCCGAAUGCUGUGCUGCUGGCUGGUACGCGUCACAAAUUGAUGGAAAAGCGUAAGGUCCGUGCGCAAGCGUUGGAGUAUACCCGCAAGGUUGGGAAACGCUACCUGCUGCCGAAAACUGUCUAG